AUGUCGACCAACAACAGCACGCUCGAUCGCAAGGACCGCAUCCCCUCCCCAAUCAGCGAGGGCUCUUCACGUGGGAACGUCGUCGACCACAAUGCUCCUCAUGGUGAGCUGACCGCUGACCCUGGGCCCUCAGCACCGCGCCGCACCGGGACAGAGUAUGUAAUCAAGGUUCAACCCUUGAAGCGCAACGAGAUGCAGCCUUCCUAUGCGCAGGACAUGGGCUUGCAAGAGGUCACCCAUGGUCUUUACGGAACACUCCUUCAGGGGCUCGGAAACUUUGUCGGCUGCUUUGGCGCCGUUCCCUGCUUCCCUUGCCCGAACCCUUACCGGGACGUCAAGCAAGGAUCAGUCGGCUUGGUUUCUCGAUUUGGCCAGUUCUACAAAUCUGUAGACCCUGGCUUGGUCCGCGUUAACGUCUGCACCGAGUCACUCCGCAUCGUCGACGUCAAAAUACAAAUAAGUGCCAUCGGACGCCAGAAGGUCAUCACGCGCGACAACGUGGACGUCGAAAUCGAUUCCGUCAUUUAUUUCCAGAUCACCAACCCUUACCGGGCCGCCUUCGGUAUCACUGAUUUGCGUCAGGCUCUCAUAGAGCGAGCGCAGACCACCUUACGGCACGUUGUCGGCGCACGGGCCGUGCAAUCCGUCGUCACCGAGCGCGAGGCGAUCGCGUUUGAAAUUGCCGAAAUUGUUGGCGACGUCGCGGACAAGUGGGGCGUCGCCAUCGAGGGCAUCCUCAUCAAGGAUAUCAUCUUCUCGCCCGAGGUUUCCGCCUCCCUCUCGUCCGCCGCACAGCAGAAGCGGAUCGGCGAGAGCAAGGUCAUCGCCGCCCGCGCCGAGGUCGACGCCGCCCGUCUCAUGCGUCAGGCCGCCGACAUCCUCGCGAGCCCGGCCGCGAUGCAGAUCCGGCAGCUCGAGGCGCUGCAAGGCAUGGCGAAGAGCGCGAACAGCAAGGUCGUAUUCGUGCCGAUGCAGCUGCAGAGCGACAUCGCGAGUCAACUGGCGCCGCAGGCUUCAUCCUUUGGAGCAGGUCCGUCGAGCGCCUUACGGGAGGAGACAGGCGAAGGCUUUGGCGCCACGUCUAGGGCGGCCAUCCUGAACAGCGCCGCUGAGUUGUAAGGUUGGGCAUGUGCUCGCAUUUUGAUUGUGAUACCUCUCCCGACGCACAUGCGACGAGUUUGUAUAGGUUCGCUCUCCCGUUCGAUCCGCUCGUCGACCUAAGGUUAUAUUAGUUACCUGUCACGAUCAAGUCCGCUUACGUUCUAUAUAAUGCCAUUUGUACUACUAUGCCCUACCUUGGAGACGGAUGCCAUCUCAGCGCAAUUACGGCCCUC
Punctularia strigosozonata HHB-11173 SS5 is the source of this 1334-nucleotide messenger RNA. RefSeq lists its product as uncharacterized. Lineage: Eukaryota; Fungi; Basidiomycota; Agaricomycetes; Corticiales; Punctulariaceae. The transcript has 4 exons. Bases 1 to 1119 code for a protein of 372 amino acids. Gene Ontology annotation, cellular component: plasma membrane. The record is from RefSeq and is a predicted model, not a curated record.